CGUCGCGUGACAGGCACGUGGGCGCAGAGCCGGUCCCGAUCGCCCAGCAGACUCGGAAACCCCUUUUUCCUUUCCCCCCUUUCUCUUUACACCACGAAACAUAGUGGAAACAAAUCGUUGGGCUCUCCAGAAAAUAAACAGAAGACUGACGAUGAAGUUCAACAAAGUCAAAACUUUUCGAUGGCUAUCAGGACAGGGUUUGACCUCAAGCUUGCUUUGUCAAAUGCAGAAGAUUGGGACGAUAUGAUUGGGGAAGUGGUGACGGUCUGGCCGUCUGAAGAUUAUCCUGUUCCAAAGCAAGAGGAAGUGAGUUGUAGUGCGCCGCGUUGGUUGAUGGCCUUGAUUGAACAUGGCUUUCUCGCAGCAAGAGAUCCUGGACAAGUUAUCUGAAGUUAACAAGGAAGCCAAUAAAAUUUCUCAACCAUACUGUCUUGGGACCCUUGACGAUCCGUUCUAUCUCAAGGUCACUUAUCCUGGCUGUGAGUUCGAAUAUGCUAGAAUACAACGGUACAGUGACUAUGGCUGUGAUGAGGACACGAUCCAAACAUGGCUGAAAAAUGCCCCUGUGUCUGGUUUCGGUGACAACAGAGUUCUCGAAACCAAGGUGGAUCCCGAAGUCAGGAGGGCAUGCGAGAUACCAGCAGAAGGCUUCGAAGUCAAAAAGGAACUUCUAGAAACCAUUGCAAAGAUAUGGUCAAGCAACUUUUUACCCAGCAAGGUUCGCGUUGAACCUUACAAAAUCCAUAUUUACGGGAAGGGUGGGCACUUUAAAUCUCACCGAGACACGCCAGAGAAGCUCUUGGUGGGGACUUUCCUUCUCGGAUUAGCUGAUACGGCGGUGUCAGUCUCGUACUGUGAUUCCGAUGUCUUGGAUUCUGGACAAGUAGGCAACUUCUGCAUCGGGAACAUCAAACGAACCGCGAAGUCUGGCCAGUGGGUGGCCUUUCACCCUGAUGUACCCCAUUCUGUUGAACCCCUCGCAUGUGGAUGCCGGGCUGCUAUUGCGUUCAAGAUAUUUAGCCUGGAGGAUGUCGAUGUAUUGGAGGAGGCAUCUCGACGCUAUCCCUCGGUGAUCGAACAGACUAGAGCGGUCCUGAAAAAUAUCAAGGGCCAGUACGGGAUCGUCCUACAACAUCAUUAUCCGAUGGGAACCGACGCAGACGGCUUGGUUGGUGUCGACGCAGUAAUCCUCUCCGCCGCGAAGCAAGUCCGGCCAGAUACAGUUGAAGUGAUACCGGUCGUGGUCGCGAUAUACGAACAAAGGGUAGAAUCUUACCAUGAAGAAGACGGCCUCAAAAGUGAAGUCCAUGCAUGUGUAUAUCCCUUCACCCGCCAUCAUGUGGACAUAUAUCUGGGGCGCUCUGACGAGAAUACGGAGAAAUCAGUAGCUUGGAUUAAGGAUGUGAAGGAUCUCCCCUUUUAUAGUUGGGACUUUAAGAAGAAAUCCAUGAAGUGGUCGUCUGAAGAACAGGAGAUAAACCACACCGGAAAUGAAUCUGAUGGUAUGCGAGAGUCGUCCGUGUACUUGGCGUACGCAAUUGUAGUACUAUGAAUCUAGACUCGCACCGAA
Messenger RNA from Marasmius oreades (fairy-ring Marasmius), 1570 nucleotides. RefSeq lists its product as uncharacterized. Lineage: Eukaryota; Fungi; Basidiomycota; Agaricomycetes; Agaricales; Marasmiaceae. Bases 350 to 1552 code for a protein of 400 amino acids. The record is from RefSeq and is a predicted model, not a curated record. The transcript is spliced from 2 exons.